AUGAAAGUCGGACCGGUAAGAGAUUAUUCGUGGGUAAUCGAGGAAAUCUUAGAACCGGAUUAUAACCAAUUUUGCAUGAAGGAAAUAGUGGAGAGCCUUAUUGAAGAAAAGACACGCCUUACUGAUGUUCCGCACGAACAAUUAACGGCAGCACGUGGAAAAUCAAAUCCAUAUGAGAAAGUUGGUGAUUCAAUUUUCAUGAAUCGGGCUGCAAUGAAACUAGCCUGCCUAGAUGCGCAAGUAGGUCUCACUGGAAUUAAGAGAUACGAUCCGGUCAAAGAUUUGACCUAUGCGGUGGACCAGGAGGGUUCACAGAAUAUUUGUUGUGGAGGAAAAAUUCGUUGGGAGAACGAAUUUUUGGAUGGGGGAUCACAUUGGCUGGAGAACAAGAUUACGAUCUCAAAAGAUUUCAUCCUGAUGCUAUGGUCGAACGUUGUUUUGAGCGAGUUUACG
Messenger RNA from Acaulospora colombiana, 453 nucleotides. NCBI's taxonomy places the organism in Eukaryota, Fungi, Glomeromycota, Glomeromycetes, Diversisporales, Acaulosporaceae. The record is from the annotation of a GenBank genome assembly.